Molecule: messenger RNA, 1768 nt
Organism: Monomorium pharaonis (pharaoh ant)
Lineage: Eukaryota; Metazoa; Arthropoda; Insecta; Hymenoptera; Formicidae
Product: probable chitinase 2
Exons: 8
Coding region: 302-1630 (442 amino acids)
Biological process (GO): chitin catabolic process; carbohydrate metabolic process
Cellular component (GO): extracellular region
Molecular function (GO): chitinase activity; chitin binding
Source: RefSeq, a predicted model, not a curated record
AAACAUGUGUACAGCGCGUAUCUCUCACAUCUUUAUCGCAAGUGAUAUUAAAAAAAGAACACAUCGUAGCUUACAUUAAUUGUUGCCGCAACUUCUGUCGAUUAUCGCAAAUUCGUCAGGUAACGCGGUAAAAGUAUAAAACUCGAGGAAGACGCUGUAUCCGAGAUAAAAAUUGAUACAUAGUUUCGCAUUAAAACGCGGAGUUUGUACCAUUCGGAGUGCAAUAUAUUUUUUAAUUCAAAACACCGUUGCAGAUUCUACCUUGAAUAUAACGCAUCACAAGAAAUUUUAGUGCGUUACGAUGUCCUUCGGCGAUGUGGCAUUUUUAUUUGCGAUUUUACUUCUUGGGACUUACGAUGAUGCUCACGGACUCAUAAGACCAAAACAUGAUAAAGUUGUCGUUUGCUACGUUGCAUCCUGGGCAGCUUACAGGCAAGGAAAUGGAGCAUUUUCCUUAGAAAAUCUCCGUCCGGAACACUGUACCCAUUUAAUUUAUGCGUUUGCUGGUUUAAACGCUUCAAACUGGACGAUCAGAAGUCUCGAUCCUUGGACAGAUAUGGAAAAAGAUGGAAUAGGCAACUACAGAAAAAUGACCGCGUUCCGCAAACAAGGUCUAAAAGUAUCGCUGGGUAUUGGAGGAUGGAACGAAGGCAGCGCAAAUUAUUCGAUGAUGGCUUCGUCACCAGAUAGUAGAAGGAUUUUCAUCGCCAGCACCGUCGAAUUCCUCAAAAAGUACGGAUUCAACGGAUUGGACCUUGAUUGGGAAUUUCCUGGAAGUCGUGGUGGUGCUCCAUACGAUAAACAGAACUUCGUUAGUCUCGUAAAGGAACUAAAAAAUGCUUUUAGAGAACAUCAUCUUUCGUUAACCGCAGCUAUAAGCGCCGCCAAUUCCACUAUAAAGGCAGCGUAUAAUAUUCCUGAAAUUUCUAAAUAUCUCGAUUACAUUCAUGUAAUGGCAUACGAUUAUCAUGGAGCAUGGAACAAACAAGUUCUUCCCAAUUCACCAUUGCGAAGCAAGGAUCGAUUAGAUGUAGAACAUACCAUUACGUACCUGUUGCAACAAGGAGCUCCAGCCGAGAAACUAGUCUUAGGGCUGGCAAUGUAUGGAAGAACUUUCAUUCUUACAACUCAACCAGAAAUGUCUAAAAUAAAUCCAAUUGGCUUGCUUAGUUUGGAUACUGGAUUUAAAGGGCCUUAUACGUCCGAAGACGGCUUUAUGGGAUUUAAUGAGAUUUGCGAGGCUUUGGUAUUGUAUCCACAAGAUUGGACAACUGGGUGGGAUAAUGAGAGCAGCACAGCAUAUGCGAUUAAAAAGGACCAUGUUGUAGUUUACGAUGAUCGUAAAGCCAUGAUAGCUAAGGUGGAAUUUGCAAAGAGACAGAAGCUGGCGGGUGUUAUGGUAUGGAGUAUCGAUACGGACGAUUUUCGAGGCAUAUGCACAUCGCUGCACAGUGACAUAACUUUACUUGAUGGACGUGAUUAUCCUUUAAUGAAAUCUAUUAACAUAGCUUUGGCAGAUAAUACAAUACCAUUUGAAGGAAACCAACUUCCGAGUGCGUCGUGCAAGCUAUUGUUCACGUAUAUUUUGCUUGCGCUAACAGCAGCAAUAAUCUUUUACUUUUAUCAUUAAAUAACUCUUAUUAUCUCUAGAGAGAUUAUUUAUGUUAAUUUUUAUUUUAUACAGACUAAGUAAAUAAUUAAUAAUAAAUUAUAAAUAAUAAUAAAUAAUAAUAAAUAAUAAAUUUAUGUUUUAUAUAGGAAUAAGUAA